Messenger RNA from Ruditapes philippinarum (Manila clam), 1653 nucleotides. Its product is annotated as eukaryotic translation initiation factor 3 subunit J-B-like. Gene Ontology annotation, molecular function: translation initiation factor activity. Gene Ontology annotation, cellular component: cytoplasm; eukaryotic translation initiation factor 3 complex. NCBI's taxonomy places the organism in Eukaryota, Metazoa, Mollusca, Bivalvia, Venerida, Veneridae. The transcript has 9 exons. Bases 32 to 745 code for a protein of 237 amino acids. The record is from RefSeq and is a predicted model, not a curated record.
AUAAAUAUAGUGGUAUCACACCUAAUUCAAGAUGUCUGCCGAUGAAUGGGAUGCCGAUGACUUUGAGCCCGCGGUACCGACUGUUGGUGCGAGUGAUAAAUGGGAGGGAGAAGAUGCAGGCGAUGAUAUAAAGGAUAACUGGGACGAAGAGGACGAAGACAAGAAAAAGGAGGAAGAUGAUGGUGGAGUAAAAGCAGUGCAAAGGAAGAAAAAGAAACCUUUAGCAGAAAGAAUUGCUGAAAAAGAGGCUGCAAGGAUUGCAAAGGAGGCAGCUGAGAAAGAAGAGAAUAGAGAAAAGACAAAAGAGGAGAAAUAUGCUGAGGCAGAAAGAUUGAGAAAAAUUCAGGAAGAGUCUGAUCUUAAACUGGCAAAGGAAGCCUUUGGAGUGGAGUCCUCUGGUAUAGAUGCAAUGUUUCCUGAAACAGAAGAAGAUUUUAACAAAUUUCGAGAUGCCUUAAAAUCUAAAAUAACUAGUUUUAGUAGCUCAAAAAAUUAUGGCACAUUUAUAGAAAAAUUAAUGCAAGACAUUAUCAUUGAUCUAAAUAUAGAUGAUUUGAAAAAGGUCAGUACAAGCACCAGUUCCUUUUUCCAUGAAAAACAGAGAUUACAAAAGGAACAAGAGAAAAAGAAAAAAAAGAAAUCAAAAGGAAUUGUUACGAUGGAGCGUGAUUCAGAUUUCAAUGAUAUAGCUGCUGCGGGUCGUGGAGAUUUCGAUGAUUCUUAUUACGAUGAAGACUUUAUAUAGCAACCUUGUAUAUAUAAACUGUUCCAUAGUCAAGCUAACAUUAAUUUCAUGUCCAACAUCUUGAGCUUUUUUUACGCACCUAUUUAUGUUAUACUACCGGGCAUUGAUUUGCAUGCUAUCAGGAUUAUGUCUGUAAGGAUGUUGUUCACAAGAGAUGUUGAAUACGUGAAAAAUAUUGUCAGGGGAGAAGGAAUUGAAUUCAAAUGAAAUGAGAAGAUAGUAAAAAUCAAUAUGAGUUUACAUGCUUGAAUACAUGUAUACAUUAUUAUUACCAUAUGCAAGGUAUUUUUAAAAGUAUUUUGAGUAAUGAUGAUAAAAAUUGCGGCUUUCUGUUCAACAUUUGAUAGGCUUUGUUUAUAUAAUUUAUUUGUCUAUGAAUUUGUUCCUGUAUGUAUGUAACACAACAUUACUAAAUUGAAAUAAUGAUUUGUUUGGAAAAUGUUUUUUUUUCUGUAUGCAAAGAUUUUUUUGGGAAGGUGGGGGUGUAAGGGGGAGGGGAAUGUGCAGGGUGGUGUCCGGUCUCUCUUCAUAAGCAACAUCCAUUCAGUUGAACAUUUUAAAUUUGAACACAUUGACAUUAUAAAUAUAUUUUUAAGUAUAACAUAUACAUAUAUUUACUUACCUUUUUGUUGAUUUCACUUGUAGAUCUUGAUGUAAGUUGGGGAUAAUACUGAUAAGUAUAAGAGUUUAUAAGUAUUUAAUUUCAUUCUCUAACUUGGAAAGGAUAUUGUUGUAAUAACUAUGCCAGUUUCUAACAUUUUUAUCUAUAUAGGCUGAUUGAAAAAGUUUUUUUUGAUGAAAGUUUGUAAUUCAUAUAGUAAGGAGAUGCAAUAUCAAUGUAUAUAAUUAAUAAACUUGUGAAUAUUUGACUUUCAUGAGUAACCAUUAAAUAAAAUCAAUUACAUGAC